UUUUCCGGUUACAAUUGAGUUCAGUGACGUUUGUUUUGUUUGGAUUUUUGAAGAACCGACUUAAGUGUAAAGUUCUAAUUUUAUUUUAUUCCUUCUUUCAAGCACAAUUCUAAUUCUAUAAGAUACAAAUGCCUCCUAAAAAGCAACCUGAGAAGGGAUCAAAAGGUACUGGCAAAGGAAGUGGUGGUGGAAAGUCCGGAGGAGAUUCAAAAGAAUCUGGUGCUAAAGAGAAAAAAGGUGGGACAGCUGUCAAAGUUCGUCACAUUUUAUGCGAGAAGCAAUCGAAAUGUUUGGAAGCUCUGGAGAAAUUAAAAACCGGACAGAAAUUUCCCGAUGUAGCGGCCGCGUAUAGUGAAGACAAAGCAAGGCAAGGUGGAGACCUCGGGUGGAUGACUCGAGGGUCUAUGGUUGGUCCGUUCCAAGAUGCGGCAUUCGCCUUGCCGAUAUCUUCGGUCACAAAUCCUGUAUACACAGAUCCUCCAAUAAAAACCAAAUUUGGUUACCAUAUAAUAAUGGUUGAAGGGAAAAAAUGACUGGAAUGGUAUUUGAAUUUGAAUACUUCUGGGCGAUAUUAUUGCUGUUCAUUAUGGAGAGGAUAUAUUGUUUGCAGGAACAAUUUGACAAGGACUUUACAAAGUUGGCACAUUCACAAUGGUCAAAUGAGUCUUUCAACUCUGAGCUGGAAGAAUUUUCUAAUAGAGAGUAAGCAAAUGAAAUUUUUUGUAUGUUGAUUUUGUCACUUUCUUUUGGUUUUAAUGAUAAGAUAUAAGUUAGGUAGCAAACUGUUGUGCUCUGAUAAAUCAGAUGAUCGUUUUAAUUGAUGACUAUUUUUCUUCUGCCUAGUUUUUUUUUAAAUGUAGAAGUAUUAAUAUAAUAAAAGCAGGACAGUAUGGUAAUUACAACACUGACAAUCUUAUUUUCACACCAAUGGUCAACAUUUGUCAUUUAAAAAGAAAUAUAUUUAAUAUUUUAAAAAUUAAAUCCCUUUUAAAUAAUUUGACAAUGUGGCAAAAUACCCAAGAUUGCUGUUGCUGUGUUCAGAACAUAUAUUUUAGUUGAUUUCUGAGUGUGUCAUAUCUUACUUUAAAAAUCAUUAUCCAGUACAGUAUGCAUUUUAAAUAAAUUAAUAUUAUGUAAUUUGUAAUAUACUAUGAUGAUUUGUAAUUAUAUAUUGGCAAAUACAGUGAUGUAUAAAUAUUUAAAUAUCUACAAUUAAUCAGUUAAGAUUAAUUAUAAAUUAUUAAAAAUUAAGUGCUAAUGUUGCAGUAUGGGUUUGAAAUUAAACUUCCUGCGAUUGUGUCGCCUGAUGCAAGUGACAAUGCUCCUGAGCCUCGUCUACUUUUGUAACAUCUGUCUAUGGUUUAUGAUGACAAAAAAGGGCUCGCCUAGAAGCAUGCAUUACAGAUUCAAAAUGACCAUUCCAUCUUAAUUUGUCAGAAAAUAUUUAAAUAAUAUACAUUUUUAUUAUUGUU
Galleria mellonella (greater wax moth) is the source of this 1472-nucleotide messenger RNA. Its product is annotated as peptidyl-prolyl cis-trans isomerase NIMA-interacting 4. The record is from RefSeq and is a predicted model, not a curated record. Gene Ontology annotation, biological process: rRNA processing. NCBI's taxonomy places the organism in Eukaryota, Metazoa, Arthropoda, Insecta, Lepidoptera, Pyralidae. The coding region runs from base 129 to 533 and encodes 134 amino acids. The transcript has 2 exons. Gene Ontology annotation, molecular function: DNA binding; peptidyl-prolyl cis-trans isomerase activity.